GAAAAGAACACCCCAAAAGCACAGGGGCAUACCACCACCCCAGAAAGGAGACACUGCAUGAGGUUGGGUAAGAGGUGAAACGACGCCGUACCGACCACAGCUUCCUCGUAUCGUCUUCGUCACAUCAGAUCUCUUCUGCAAAGCCUCCGAAAUCGAGGUCAUCCGGUCGACGGGGUUUAAAAAAGAGAGAUAGAGAGAGAGAGAGAGAGAGAGAGAGAGAGAGAGUUGAAUCGUCGACAACAGAGAUGGGUGCCAGAGCCAGAGAGUUCUCCGACGAUGGCGUUUCGCCAUCUCUGAGCCAAGCGUUAGUGUUCGCCACCAUGUGCAUUAUUGGCCUCCCCGUCGAGGUUCACGUCAAGGACGGCUCGGUGUACUCAGGAAUCCUCCACACGGCUUGUCUCGGGAAGGACUACGGAAUAAUUUUGAAGAAAGCAAGGAUGAUCAAGAAGGGGAAACUUGAGGCAAAUGUGGCACAUGGUGGCAUGGUAGAAACUCUUGUAAUCCUGACAGGAGAUCUUGUUCAAGUUGUUGCCAAGGCAUUCCAGCUUUCGGAUGAUGAUAUUGUUAGAAACAUAACUGGCGAGGAUACAGAAGCUGUUGCAGGCACCAUUCCUUCUUUUGAAUGUCUAGGGACUGAGGCAAAAAUGUUGAAACCUGGUAAUGCUGCUGUGCAUAAGAAGCAAAUUAACAACACAAGGAAUUCAGUCCAAAAUGAAAAUGGGUUUGCUCAUGGUUUUAUGGCAACACCCUCUGAGGAUAACUUGAUGAGCAAAAUUGUGGAGCAUGAAGUGAGAAGGAAGGAACCAAGUUAUUUGGGUAGUGCCUUGGAAAUUGAAAAUGGAAAAAGAGAUUCCAAAAUUUUAGCUAAGAGUGAAGAAGCUCCCAGCUUCCCAGACAAUGGGAGACAGGUUGGAGAUGAUAGGAUUCAAGGAAAGCAGGAUCAUUCCAAACAAAAAUAUGAGUUUCAUCGCAAAGAAACUGCUCAUGAAAUUCAAGGCUCAAGUUCAAGCUCGGAUGCUUGCAUCACCCAUAUGAAACCUGUUGAGGCAAUAGAUGGCAAGAUGGCAUCUGAGCUUUUACCAAAUGGAGUAUCACAUGAUGGUCCUGCUCCUUCAUGUGUCAAACCCAACAAAAGUUGUUCUGAGAGGGCCAGUGCAGCAGUCAUGGAUGAUAUUUCUACAGGUGUUUCAACUUCUUCCAAUUCGGUUGUGGGUGUUACCUCUGUAUCAUGUCCUACUUCCUUGGCAACUCCAACUGAGAUGGUCCUCCCUCGUAGUUCAAUUUCUAAUAAAAGUGCUAAGGAAUCCAAGCUCAAUCCUGGAGCAAAAGUCUUCUCUCCUUCAUUUACACAUCCUAGAUCAGUUACUCCUCCGGCAGUUCCUGCAGUUGCAAGUGUGGCUUAUGUACCAAACAAUUCAACUGUGGUUCCUGUUGCUUCUUCACAGCCAGAAAUUGGAAUUAGCCCUUUUGCACCUCGUUCAUCUCUGCCUGUCAAGUUUGUUCCAUACAGCAACCUGAUAGCUGGAAACGGUGGCAGUGGUUCUCAAUAUUCACAACCUAUUAUUGGGCAUAUGGCAAGCAGGCUGCAGCCGGUUAGAUAUGCUGGUCAGUAUCAGCCUGUACAAGCUGGACCUGCUUAUGUACAUCCAAAUUCUCAAGCUGUUAUGGUUGGACGGUUGGGGCAGCUUGUCUAUGUGCAUCCAGUUUCAUAUGAUGUGGUUCCGGGUGCAGCAGCUAUCUCACAACUAUCUGCACGUCCUCUGUUGACGCCAAAUCAGGUCCAAUUUCCAAAGCACCAAGGAAGUGUACCAUCCCAAGCACUGCAACUUUGUGUGCCUCCACCCGUUUUAGCUAAUGGACAGCAGCCAUUUGCAGUGCCAAGUCACAUCCCUCUAGUCCAACCUCCUUUCCCUGCUAACCGCCCUAUCCCAGUCCCAGGAUCUAAUGCUCUCUUCAAUACUAAGUUUCCAUGAGAUGUUUCUUCUACUAUUACCAUUGGCAAACCUAGGGUUUUGUUCUUUUCAAAACCUUUUCCACAAAAUUUUGUCUUAUAAUCGGUUAUUUUUGCAUAAGCUGAGUUCUAAUCGUAUUCAUAGAUGUUUUUGUCAUUAUACGUGAGAAGUAAAAUCUCUUGUGCGAAGGGUUAAAUGCUGUGAAGCCUCGUUCACGAGGAAGCAAUGUUUCUUUUUAUGAUGAACUUCAUAAGAUCCCAAGAAUGGCAAAUAUGAUAUUAGAAACAAUAUGGUAAGUCUAAUAUCUUUUUGUUUAAAUCA
Vitis vinifera (wine grape) is the source of this 2273-nucleotide messenger RNA. RefSeq names its product polyadenylate-binding protein-interacting protein 4. The transcript has 13 exons. The record is from RefSeq and is a predicted model, not a curated record. Gene Ontology annotation, molecular function: RNA binding. Gene Ontology annotation, cellular component: cytoplasmic stress granule. Lineage: Eukaryota; Viridiplantae; Streptophyta; Magnoliopsida; Vitales; Vitaceae. The coding region runs from base 246 to 1973 and encodes 575 amino acids. Gene Ontology annotation, biological process: cytoplasmic stress granule assembly.